AUGCCCACCUUUCCGGCGGCCACGCUCGGCACCGGUCAGGAGUUUUGCACCGAGCUGAAGGCGCCCGAGGGCGCGCUCUUCCUCAACACGGACCCCACCGCCAACCACGCCUCCUCCACGCCGUCCACGCCCUUCGACAACUACAGCCUGUUCAGCAACACGUUCUACCCGCCCACCCCGAUGAGUGCGGCCGUGAUGAACGGCGCGGGCAUGCCGCCGGGCAUGAGCAACGCCAUGAUGGACUCGCGGCGUGCGGCACAGGUGCAGAAUAGGUGUGUGGGGUACUGUAACGGAGGUUUCGGGGAUACUGUAACAAGGCUUGGAGUAGUGGGUUAAACUGUCGCAAAGUUUGAACUACUGUUGAAAAACAUUGGCCUGAUAAAGCCAGGCCCUUCCUGAGAUGUUGUAGGAGGUUACCGAGGCAUUUUAUCAUAUCAAGGCCUUUGUGGUUACUGUAACAAAGGUUUCUUGGGAUACUGUAACCAACUUUGAAUCAGUGUAAUAAACUGCGGUUUGAUAAAACAAGACCCUUUCUGAGACACUGUAGCAAGUUACAGGCCCAUUUCAACAAACCAAGACCCUAGUGGGUUACUGUAACAAAGGUUUCUUGGAUACUGUAACCAACUUUGAAUCAGUUUAAUAAACUGCGGUUCGAUAAAACAAGACCCUUUCUGAUAUACUUUAGCAACUUACAGGACCAUUUUAACAAACCAAGACCCUAGUGGGUUACUGUAACAAAAUUUUUUUUUUCAAAACUUCUUUUUGAGAUUUGUCGGGAUUUUGUGAUUUUUCAACAUUUCAUCUCCAAAUUUCCCCUUAAAACAUCUUGCCAUUAUAGAGUACAACCCACCCGCUACAUUUUCAAGUGGUAUAUAAGGUCAUUUGCGUGAGAUAUUCAAGAAAGUUUUCAUUUCUAAGCCAUUUUUUGAUGAUUUUGCUAAUUAAUAAUUGUUUUCAUUGUUUAAAAAUUGGAUGAAAGCUAAAAUACGAAAUAUCCCAUAAGGCGAGAGCUCUGUAAAGGCCUGUACGCCUUUGUCUCUGAAGAUUUGCGCUGUAAACACAAGACAUUUCCUUUUUUCUCCGAAAAUCUCGGCUCUAAUGCCCCUCAGUCCCUUUCUCUCAUUGGCUAUUUACGUUGCGCUCUAAAUGGCUUGAGGGGAUUUUGUGGGGCACUCGGAGAAGUUUUGGUUUACACUCGAAGCAGAUGAAUUGAUUAAUUGGGCAAACAGUCCUGCUCUCGGCCAAGGUAAUUGUCGGUUCUGUAGAGUUAAUUAAGUCCGUAUAUGGUGCUCGGAAGUUGCGCUAAUACUGUGACUGUCCUCGUUGUGUCGUUUAAUUGCUGGUUCUGGCUUCUAUCGACAUUUUUCAUCGAAAAAUUUGGAAAUUCCCUCAUUUUUCGACAAAACCUUAGAAUUUCAGCUAAUUUCUCUCAAAAUUCCCUUAGGGUUUUGUCGGCAUUGCCGCCGAAUCUACAGUAUACAAGUUGUAGUGCAGUUGAAAAUACAUUUCACCACGUUCUGACGCUUUUAACUACAAUUUUUUUCAAGAAUUUCGUCAAAAACGCCAAAAAUUGAGAGUUUCCAAGGAAAAAUUUGAAUUUUUCGCAAAUUUGCAAAAAAUCCCGCACUUCAACGGCACUCUCAGACAGUACGUGGCCUUUGGCGUCAAUGCACUUUUAGCGCCGCUCAAUAAAAUUGUAGUUUGUUCAGCGAGAGGCCGGCUUUUCGUUGCCGUGCGUAGGUCGUUUGAUGGCCCGAAAAGUAUGGUCCGCGUACGUGGAGUGUAAAGUCCCGCUGUUUGCAAGUCUGCCCUUAAAUGCGACACAUAAAGGGCUAACAUUUUUGCACUUCUCUCGGUUACAGCCCGCAUUUACAACGCAAAUUUGGGGGCUUCUAGUCUAAUGGGGCGGCUGGAGAUGUUUAAUGCACAAUAAUGUCAAUAAUUUUGUUUGCAGGGGCAAUUACCAAAUGCCAUUGGACACGACGUUCCCCUACAACCCGCUCUACCUGCUCGGCCAGAACAACGCGGGGCAGGGCAAUGUGCCAACGACGGUGGGGCUGAGUCGCAGCUCGCAGGCGCCCGGACAAGGCUCGCCCAACUUGAGCAACUCGUUGAUGAGGUUCAGGUAAGUUCUAGUCAAAAAUCUCUAUAUGCUAUUGUAGCCAGUUUCUCAUCCUUUCUUUUGAGCCAUUACACAUUGAUUGAGCUAUAACGGACGGCUUGAUACAACGAAUUUUUUGGAUAUAUCCCCGAAAAUUCCGAAUUUUAUAAAAAAUCUCAAAUUUUGCCGCUAGGGAUUUGUUGGCUAAAAGUCAUUUACAGUGUCUAAAAACAGAAAGUCUAUCCUUCAGAAUAAGGUAUAUAUCAUGGAUUUUGCUGCAGUCAAAUUUUUGGUAUAGCCGAAUUUUGGAGAUGCGUCAAAAAUCAAGAUCUUUUUCGUUUUUUACAAAAACGCUUCGCAAAAAAGCUGUGCUUUGCAAUUUUUUCCCACAAUACCCAAAAAAGCCCUCUGGCUAUCCGACAAUUUUUUCAAAUGUCCUAAAAUUCCCUCUAUCUUUCUCAAAACCCCACUUUCAGCAUGUUCGACAACCCCUUCAGCGGGAUGACGGAAGCCCAAAUGAAUCAGAUGAGCUUGAACUCCAACAUCAACUCCGGCCAGAACCUGAUCAACCUGGACGCUGGGUGCUCCAGCGGGCUGGGCAUGAAUCAACCGAUUGACGAGCAAAAGCUGUGCGCCGUCUGCAACGACCACGCAAUUUGUCAGCAUUACGGGGCGAGGACGUGCGAGGGAUGCAAGGGGUUCUUCAAGGUGAGGAUUUGAUCAUUUUCUGGAGAAUUUUCUUCGAUUUUAAGGUGGAAAAAAGUGUUUUAGGGCCUUGAAAAGCCAAAUUUCAAAAAUUAAAAAAAAAUUUUAAUUUUGCUUUCAUUUUGAAAAAUUUUAACAUUUUUGCAUAUUUUUGCGUUUGAAAAGGGAAAUUGAUUUUUUUUUUUUUCUGUAUGCAAAUCGUUUUUAAAUAUCUGCUAGACCGCAUUCUCAGCUCUUUGGGGACAUCUUAUACGAAUUUUUUGAAUUUUUUGAAUUUUAAUUUUAAUUUCCCCAAUUUUCAGCGAACCGUCCAAAAAAAGGCGCAGUACGUGUGCGCCGGCACGAAGAACUGCCCGAUCGACAAGCGCUACCGCAGUCGUUGCCAGUACUGUCGGUUUCAGAAGUGCCUGCAAGUGGGGAUGGUCCGUGAAGUGGUCAGAUACGGCUCGCUUCAAGGCCGGCGCGGCCGCCUCCCCUCCAAGGCCAAGUCCGUUCCCCAACCGGAUCAGGAGCUCUCGCCCGCCAUGAGUAUUUUGUCGAUGAUUCAGAAGGCGUACGACGCGCGGCCCGUCAACUCCAUGCAGCCGAUCAAGAAGCCGGCCGACUUUGAGCUGAUGGCGCAGCUGCUGGACCUGGAGUUCAGCUCGAUGCACUUGAGUCUGCAGAAAAUCCCGGACUUCUUGGACCUACAUCCGUUGGACAUUAAGAUUUUGGGCUACCGGAAUUUCUUCCCGUUCAUUGCGGCGAAAUACGCGAUGCGAAUGGCGAAUUCAGAGUGAGCUUAACAUUAAAAAAAAUAAAAAAAAAGAAAUGCUGACUUAUCAGUCUGUCGGGAAAAUAAUGUGGAUUUGUCGCAGCAAAAUUUCUAGUCGUAGGUAUCAAAUCUCCAGCCGUCGAAAAGGUAUGAUGGGAGAUUCCAAGGAUUCCAAUUAUUUUCCCGACAGACCAAUAUUGGGCCACAGCCACUCUUAUCAGUUUGUCGGGAAAAUAAUGAGCCCCCUGUCGCAUCGAAAAUCGCAUCAAAAAUGAACUGUCCUCGUGAGAAAAUCAAAUUUCUUUUCACUUCAGCGACGGGAUUGGCGCAGCAGAAUUGUGCUCAUUAUUUUCCCGACAGACUGAUAUACAUUUAUAUAUUCUCUCUCCGUCAAAAAAAGAGUUGUUUUAGAGACUCUUGGCCAUGAAAAUUUGGCCCAUAGUCUUUUCAAAACUGUAUUUUUUCAAAACAAUUCUUUGGCCAUUUUUUUCUAUUUUUGACUUUAAAAAAAUCAUUUUUUGAAGAACCCAUACCGUAUUUUACAAAAACAAUAUUCGUAUUUUAGAGUCCAAGACCAUGUCGUUUUCGAUUCGGGUGUCCAAUUGGCCAUCAACGAAAUGCCCGGCCCAUUCCAGACGUUUUUCCGAGCGGUUGCCGUCGUUUCGUCGCGAAUGCAAGCCAUCGUCGAAUGGGACAAAAGCAACAACUCUUUCACCUCAAUGCUGGUCCUGCAGUUCUUGAAACAUCAGAAGGGUAAGUCGGAAACUGUUUUUUUGAAAUUUAAACCAGAUUUUUUGGGAGAAAAUUAAUUGAAAAAUUUUUGCCAAAGAUCAAAAAAAUUUUUUUUUUCGAAAAUGUUUGCUAUAUAAAGGUUUGUUGUAGACUGACAAAAGUUUUUGGACCUUUUCUUAUAUAUCUAAUUACUUUUUUCUCAUCUUUUUGCACCUUAACCCACUUUACUUCAAGUUUUAAAUUUCAGCCAAUCAGCGACGAGCAACUUCGACUUCGCUGAUUGGCUCAAAUUCUAUUUUGGUUUUUUUGCGCGAAAAGCAGUAAAUCAGUGAGAAACAAAAAUCGAGUUCUACGUAUUUUACAAAAUCAGGCUUUAUCUCUAAAAAAUGUCAAAUUUUAGAUAGCGAUGAAGAGAAAACUUUGAUGAAUGGCGGCAUGGUCGACAAAUUGUACCAUACGAUUGUGAACGCGCUCAAGGAUCAUUGUUGUGGAGCGACGUCGCACAACUCGAGGCUACAAAAUAUCAUGACUCAGGUAAAUUUUUGAAAAUUGGAAAAAAAUUUGAAAGAUUGAAAAAAUUUAAAAAAAAAUUGAAAUAAAAAAAUGAAAAUUCAUAAAAAUUUUUUUGAAAAUUUGAAAAAAAAUGAAAUUUUGAAAAAAAAAUCAAAAUUCGAAAAAAAUUUUUUGAAAAUUUGAAAAAAAUGAAAUUUUGAAAAAAAAAUUGAAAAUUCGAAAAAAAAAAUUUUUUGAAAAAUUGAUAAAAUUUCAAAAAAAAUCCUUACAAAACAUCCCAUUCUAACCUCUCUCCAAUUUCCAGACCGACAGUAUGCUUCCAUUCCGCGCGUUGGGCUUCUUCUGUCUGCAGGAGAUGAACAAGAACACGCAGGUCAAGGCCCAAUUCAUGGAGAUGCAACAGGAGGGCCAACGGCUCGCGUUGCCCCCACCAAUGAUGGGCUCCAACCUGAACCUGUUCAUGCUGGGAUUUGAGCCGGAGAUCUUGCUGCAGCUGGGUCAAGUGUUGCCUCAGGCCGAGCCCGGGCCGUCGGAUAGUCUUUCCGGGAUUAAAAACGAGUUCCCCUACUGA
Bursaphelenchus xylophilus (pine wood nematode) is the source of this 5376-nucleotide messenger RNA. The record is from the annotation of a GenBank genome assembly. Lineage: Eukaryota; Metazoa; Nematoda; Chromadorea; Rhabditida; Aphelenchoididae.